AUGGGCGCAGCAGCCAUGGUCCCAAUGAUGAACAACGAGAAGCACGACCAAAACGGGCACUCAUCACAUUUCGACGGUCAAUCACCACCUCCCACGUAUACCUCUCCUGUCCAAGAUCCUUACCACCAAAACUACCCAACCAAGGGCCAGCAGUCAUACGUCCAGUACGCCAGCCACGCGAGCGAACCCCAAGAGCUUCCGGCAGAGGUCUCCUCGACCAACCGAUACUCUGAACUUCCCGCCGGCGCAUCGGAUGUUGUAGAUACUCGGCGAUUCUCCGAACUUCCUGCCGAGGCGCGGCCUGGUCCUUCUGAGCUGGAGUCACCACAGACCUCACCUAUGCCGGUACAAGGCGCAUUCCCCAACGACAAGACGAAGCGCGCGAGCCGAGCUCAAGGGCUGGGCGUGAUGACCGAGUAA
This is a messenger RNA of Alternaria infectoria, 420 nucleotides long. RefSeq lists its product as uncharacterized. The transcript is spliced from 2 exons. Lineage: Eukaryota; Fungi; Ascomycota; Dothideomycetes; Pleosporales; Pleosporaceae. The record is from RefSeq and is a predicted model, not a curated record. Bases 1 to 420 code for a protein of 139 amino acids.